Messenger RNA from Platichthys flesus (European flounder), 2780 nucleotides. RefSeq names its product protocadherin-9-like. The transcript has 3 exons. Lineage: Eukaryota; Metazoa; Chordata; Actinopteri; Pleuronectiformes; Pleuronectidae. The record is from RefSeq and is a predicted model, not a curated record. Bases 1 to 672 code for a protein of 223 amino acids.
AUGUUCGUCCCAGGUUUGGUGCGUGUGAAGAAGAUGCCCCCCCACCGCCGAGUGACCUUCUCCACGGCCAACCAGGCCCAGGACCUGCAGGACGCGUCCCAGCACAGCUACUACGACAGCGGCCUGGAGGAGUCGGAGACGCCCAGCUCCAAGUCGUCCUCGGGGCCCCGCUCCGGGCCCCUGGCGCUGCCGGAGGACCACUUCGAACGCACCACCCCCGACGGCAGCAUCGGCGAGAUGGAGCACCCGGAGAACGACCUCAGGCCCCUCCCCGACGUGGCGAUGACCGGUAACUGCACCCACGAGUGCACCGAGUUCGGCCACUCCGACUCCUGCUGGAUGCCCGGUCAGCCGUCCCCCACCCGCAAGGUGUCCCAGAACGCCCCCCCGCUCUCCACCUUCGUGCCUUACCAGGAGAUGGACGGCCAGGAGCAGCUGAUGGCCAACGGCAGCCCCAAGCCCCUGAUGACGGAGGAGCGCGGGCCGGGCGGCGGCGGCUCCAAAGUGGCCAACAUGCGCUUCAUGACCCCCUACAGCAGUGCCUACCCCGGGGGCGGAGACUCGUCUGGGAAAGCCUGUGGGCUGGAGGAGAUCCCGCUGAGCCAGGCGGUGGAGUACCACUCAGCCACCACGCCCACCGGCCAGACCGCCAAGAGGGAGAUCUACCUGUGAGGGCGCCACCUCCACCUGAAGGCCCCGACCACCCGCCUGUACUCCCCUGGUCCUCCCCCGACGCUGCUCGCCACCGCCCAACCCCCCCCCCCUCACUGUCGCCCCCUGUGCCUAUUACUCGCUGUGCCGCAGCACCGACUCCCCUUCUUCCUUUUUAUAACUGCAUCUACUGUACAAGGCUUUAGACCCCGCCCACCUCGCCCACUGCCACCGCCGCCGCCGCCCACCUCCAGACACCAAUCAAAUGUACAAUAGAUUUAAUUCAAAUCGACUGAAGAAAACGGAAUGUAAACUACACCACAUCGUUGUGAUAAGUUAAUGGAACUCUUUAGCCACUCACGUGUUGAGUUGGAUUUUGUGCGUCGCUUUAGGCUUUGUGUUGGAACAGAAAAAGAAAACAACCUUCGGGGGGGAGAAGGGAAAGAACUUCUUGUAAAUCCUACUUAAAUAUCCUGUGUAAUGCUACCUAUCCUAUUUUUUCUGGAUUUGUUUCAUUUCUUUUUUUUUGGUGUUCAUUUUUCUCAGUGGAUCCUGGAAACUCCUUUUUGGGCCAAGUUGCAUCAAAUCAACCGGUUCAUGUUUUAAUCAGGCUCAGCUCCGGUCACCUCCAGGACUUCUGCCGGACCGCGGCUGUUUCCCACUCGUCACAGCUGUUGUGAGAACUUUGAGUUUUUUCUUGUAUCCGUGUACAGAGCUGUAAAUACCACAGUGACGGAGGAAGCUGCUGACGGUGUCGUGUGGUCGGCAGAUCCUGGAUCAGUCACAUGUUCAGAGGAGCCGUCACAGCAGGAACCUGAACUCUAGAGCAUCACCGCCGGUGCCGAGUUAUUAAGACUUUUUAUUACAUCUUUCUCUCCUCCACGACUUUACCACACAAUGUGGGAUCAGGAGGAAAAACCAGUAGAGACACCAGUUCGUUCAGAACCAGACAGAAACCAGAGUGGAUCAGGAAGUGGAUCAGAUUCGUGCCGUCAGGAGUAAACCACGAGUGUUGUUCUCAAAAACAUCUGAAAAGAGUUUCCACAGUGGAGAAUGAGCUCCUCCCACAUCACAUGACCCCAUACUACAGAUACACUUCCUGCUUGUGGCCCCCAGAGGCUGAACCGAGCGGUAAAACUAAACAUUAUCUUGUUUCAUCUCUCCAUUGAGAUCAAAGGGUUCGUCCUCUGGGGAGCAGAGACCAGAUUAGGGGACGUGGCUGUUCAGUGGUUGGAUGUUGAUGUUAACAGGAGACAGGGCCGUGGUUAAUGUGGUGGAGCAGGAAGAAGGAGCAGGAGAGUUAUCAGGGUUUUUGUCAACCUCUGGGGAACAUGAAUAUUCAAGUUUAAUUUCCUCUAAAUCAGCUUUUCUCAGAGAUAAUAAAGUUUGAGAGUUUCCAGAAGGUCAGCGAGGUCCUGAAAGCGUUCGUCCUCUGGGGAACCUGAACGUCCACAGACACUUUGAUAUCAAUCGGUCGUUGUAACUCUCCUCGGAGCUGCAGCGGACGACGCUCGUGUUUUAAAACAGCUUCUGUCACAAAAGAUUAAAAAGCCUGAAACACAGAAGAGAAGCUGUUGAGAACCUCAUCUUCUCUGCGAGCAGCUGAGAUCUGGGCCGGCAGCGACGGCUCAGCGAGAAUCAGAGCGCCGACACAUCACGGCCGCGGCCGUCGAGCUGUUUGUGGCGACUGUGGUGAGCGUUUCCCCCCCGCUGUGUGUUUUCAGUCUGAAGGAAGAGCCCUCGUUAGUUCCUCCCUCUUCACCUCCUCAGUGUGAGGCCGAGCCCUUUAUCUGGAGGAUUUGUUAAACCCGUUAGCUGAGUUCGGCGGGGGGGGGGCAACGCCUCCCGUGGCGCCGCAGUGGCACAGGUACGCAGGAUUAAUGACACGUGUACAGGCUUCAGUCCACUAACACCCCCUCCCCCCCCGCGCCAGAGGAAGUCUAAUUAGGACCAGAGGCUCGGCACAUUAUUAGUGCUAAUUUGCACAGGAGGAGGUGACUGGUCUGGAAGUGGAUUCAUUCUGAGGCUGCUGAGGAUCUCACCUGAAGAGACGCUGAGUCUCUGAGUCUCUGAGUCUCUGAGUCUCUGAGUCUGUGAGUGUCUGAGUGUCUGAGUCUCUGAGUCUCUGA